Messenger RNA from Didymodactylos carnosus, 723 nucleotides. The record is from the annotation of a GenBank genome assembly. NCBI's taxonomy places the organism in Eukaryota, Metazoa, Rotifera, Eurotatoria, Philodinida, Philodinidae.
AUGAGUAGGUACGCUUACGUAUGGGUAGAAUUACCGGAUGGACAUAAAACAGCGUGUACAUUUUUAGAAGAGUUAUCUUUAAAAUUAGUUAUCGAACAUGACGGUUUAGAUAACUUUGAUGCAGAUGCUGAAGCCGAAUAUCUUGGUCUUACAUUAGAAGCCAUUCAUGAAUGUGUACAGCCAAAAUCAAUGACUAAAACAAAUAAAUUAUGGGUAAUGGAUUUAGAAAACUUUGGACGAAGAUAUUUCUGUGCAGUAUGGAAUACUAGCGAAAUUAGAGAAUCAGUUAUUGGACAGAUGCGUGAAAUGGAAAAACAAUAUGAAAUAAAGAAGAAAGUAACUGAAAAUAUUGAACAGUCAAAAAGAGAGAAAUUACAUUUAUUAACACAAUCACAAUCAUUGACAAAUAAUGAAGAAAUAUUAGAUAAUGUUGAAAUUACUGAUCAUGAAAUUACAUGCAAAGAACACUCUAUGUCAAAAGAUAAUGAUGUGAAUGAUAAUGAAAAUUCAUUGACACCUGAUGAUUAUUUUUUUGGUAGAAAUGGAAAAGACGAUGACGGAAUAGAUAUUGAAGAUGAAGAGACUCAAAUGAAGAAGAUAUCAACGUGGAGAAUGUGGAGGAACAUGAAGAAAAAGCGUUCAAUCGAGAAAACCAAUCGUUACAUUAAUGGUAAUCAUAAUGCAACAUGUGCAAGUAAUAAAGAUUGUCGUCAUCGUGACUAG